Messenger RNA from Ostertagia ostertagi, 249 nucleotides. The record is from the annotation of a GenBank genome assembly. NCBI's taxonomy places the organism in Eukaryota, Metazoa, Nematoda, Chromadorea, Rhabditida, Trichostrongylidae.
AUGAAGCCGGUGUUUGCCGUCGAGGUGCAGAGAGGAAAGUGGUUGAUGUUCGGAAAGGAUACAGUUCCGAAGUACACACCUGAUGCAUCACCACAUAUGGAUUCGGAUCUCAUGGAUUUCGUAUUCAUAGAUAUCAGACUCAUGGAUGAUGCUGCUGUUGUAAAGGGAAAUGCAGGAAACGGCGUGAGAACACUGCUAGAGCGGCUCGCCAGACUGCUCGCACCGGAAUCGCGCGAAUACGCCAAAUGA